Messenger RNA from Dioscorea cayenensis subsp. rotundata (Guinea yam), 1861 nucleotides. RefSeq lists its product as uncharacterized. Bases 944 to 1846 code for a protein of 300 amino acids. The record is from RefSeq and is a predicted model, not a curated record. The transcript has a single exon. Lineage: Eukaryota; Viridiplantae; Streptophyta; Magnoliopsida; Dioscoreales; Dioscoreaceae.
UGCCCCUCAUAUUAACCCGUCAUACAUAAUAAAUUUUUAAAAGAUUAUUAAGCCAUCAUAAUUGAUACAUUGCCAUAGUUACCUAUACCUGACAACAUCUUAUGGGACGACGUUUUAUCAUCAUUUGGAAAUCCUUAGGUUUUUUUUUAAUUUCAAGAAAAAACUUAAAUAUUAUAUGUGUAUUUCCAAAGAUAGAUACCUCUCCACUCAAAUAGAGAAAAAAUAGAAAUCUCAAAUUUUCUGAACCUCUCCAACCAAAAACCACCUUCAAUCAACCACAGCCAAUCUGUGUCCCCAAACAAAACCAUUGUUUCACUUUUACCUUCCUCUCUCUAGAGAUAUAUAUCCCUCAGCCUAUUGAUGCAAAAUCCAUAUGACCCCAAAAAAAAUUGCAUUUAUAUGUUUAUAUUAUAAAGCUUUUACUAAAAUUAUCUAUAUACUUCUUUUUUUUUUUUUUUAAUUUUUUUAAAAAAGAUAAGUGUAUACCCACCGUCUAGCGCUGUGUAACUGAACCAAGAAGGAACAAUACCACCCAUUGUUUUAGAACUCUUUUUCUCUGUCUUUAUCUGGAUAAGUAUGACCUUAAGACCAUUUAAUCCAAUAGGCAAUCAACGCCCCCAAGCGUUGCACAAGGACGCGUGACCUUUGCUUGGGGACAAAACUAAGGAACUCCCUUCCAUCUGUCCCUCAUGAACUCCAUGCAACCCAUGCCCUUUCUCUUCCCCAACCACUCCAACGUGGCAUGUUCUGAUUGGGGGUACCCUCUUGGGCCCACUGGGACCCACCUAGCCAUGUCAUCAAACAGGCUUUUAGGAACCCCAAUCACACGGCUCUGGGGGAACUAAGUGUCAGCCUUAAUGCAGGCGGAGGUUCGGAGGCACAACUCUAUUCAACACCCUCAUUCUCAAUACUAUUGGCCACACGUGCCAAACCAUGCAAUGAAAUGCUCAACACGUACACAAACAACAGCACAGGUGCCAGCACCUCCUCCUUCCCUCACAGCCCCCUUUCAUAUCCCCUUUUGAUUGAAUUUGCCAUCAAUCUCUUUCAAAUCUCUGAGAGGAUGCAGCAGAGGCAGGAGCCUGGCGAGGUGGCCAGAACCAAUGCGAUUAUGGCUAGGUUCCGGCCAAUCGCACCAAGGCCGGAGCUGAUGGAACCGCCACGGCAGCGAUCCAUCAUUGCAGAGCUCCACCUGCGAAGCCGGCCAUACCGGACUCGCAGGGGCCGGAGCAGCACCAGCAUCCCACCUAUCCUGUUAAAGCGCCAGCGUAAUUCAACAGAAUACAUACAACCAUGCCCUCCUCCAAGACAACUGCCAGCAGAAUUGGUGAAACCUAAAGUGAUGGUGCCAAUGCCAGUGAGACCAACACCAUUGAGGCCAAUUACCUCGCACAUCCGUAUCAUCGGCAAUAUCAUUGAGAUACUCAAACCGAUGAGGACACUUGUGACAAUGAAACCGGAGGAUGUUGAGGAGAGGAUUGAGAUGGAUGACUUUCCGGCAAUCAUCUCUGACCAGAAGAACAGAGCUAGGCUGAUGAACUCUGCUUAUAAAGAGAUGGUUAAGCAGCCUGAGUGCGUCUGGUUUGACACCAUGGGGAUUAGACAGGGGAGGAGGCUGAGGUCAAGGAGGAUCAAUGGGGUGGUCACUUUGGGCCUCCCGGAGAAUGUGUCCUUGCCACAGAAUGGGUUUUCAUGCAGUGUUAACAUUGAAUGGCAGAACAAUGGAAAGAAGUUUAUUGGGAAUGUACCUUGUGAGGUUCUGAAGCUUUGCUGUGAAUCCAUGAACUACAGCUUUGUGUGGAGGUUUCACAUCAACCAGGGAACUGUGAUCAACAUGGAAGCUUAAUUGAGCAACAUUGUG